Messenger RNA from Apus apus (common swift), 2360 nucleotides. RefSeq names its product tumor suppressing subtransferable candidate 4 (gene TSSC4). The transcript has 3 exons. NCBI's taxonomy places the organism in Eukaryota, Metazoa, Chordata, Aves, Apodiformes, Apodidae. The record is from RefSeq and is a predicted model, not a curated record. Bases 861 to 1904 code for a protein of 347 amino acids.
GUCAGUAUGUUUUGCUUCCAAUGCAGUUCAGGCCAAAACAUCUUAGGACCAAAAUUUUUUCUCUCUGUGUAACUCCCCUUAGACAGAUACUCUGAUUCACAGCCUGUGAUGAACACUUAAAACGCUGCCAUCUGAAAACAGCUGUUUUAGUUGUCAGCUGUGCUCUUCAGUGUCUCGUUUGGGUUGUAGUCUUUACUUGGAUGUGUUAUAAAAUGAAGCAGGAUGAUUUUUAGGUAAUUAUUUCCCAUUUAGGGGUUACACUGAGGGCGAUGUUUUCUAAAGCAUUCAUCAGAUCUUUUGUCAAAGACAGCCAGACUUUACAUGGAACACAGCACUUGGUCUGUUGAACUAUUAAGAAGUUUCAUGUUUUAAUGUCCAAAGAAAAUCAGGCCCUAACAGUGAAUGUGACAUUUCUUUGAAAACACAACUAUGUGGUAUCUAUGGUAUCUUUUUUUGCACCAUUUAGUACUUGCAAUGCAUAACUGAAUUUUAUACUUUUUAGCUGCAUUUAAUGCUGUUCAUACUGUGAUGCUUUACUGCAUGUCCAAGUUGCAGUUUUAUUUAUUUAAAACCUCUCCUCUGUUCUACAGAAUAAGGUUGGCAAUGAGAAUGUGGAGACUGAGCAAGUAUAGUGGUGCCUGCCUUAUUAGGCUGUGUGUUCUUUUGCCAAAAAUCCAGGAAUAUCUGCAGACUACUAGCGGUGGAAGUGUUGAGAUCUUCGGUGGCUUUAACUGACCCUCAGGAGGCAAAGCUGACUCAGUCUCCAGAGAAAGCACUAAACUCACUGGACAUUAGGAAAACUGUAUUUGCAGCUUUUCCUGGGCCUAUUUCAAAGACCUCCCUGGACUGAUAACUCAAAGAUGGGAGAUCAGGAUGGAGGUGAACCCUUUCUAGGGAUAGUGGCUGGGGGUGCCACAGACUAUGAAGGAGUUUUGCCCACAGACACGGUGUCACUCAGUGAUUCUGAUUCUGAUGAUCUGGGGUUAACGGAUGAAGCAGAAGUUGAUACGAUAUCUCCUGAGGAGCCAUCUGUAGACGAUGGGGAUUACAGAUCAGGGAAGACCCCUGACACUUCAAACAGCAGUCACAGAUCUCCUGUCCAGCCAUUCCAUCUGAGGGGCAUGAGUUCUACGUUCUCUCUCCGUAGCCAGAGCAUUUUUGAUUGCCUGGAGGAGGCAGCCAAGUUGUCUGUGCCCUCAAUGCCUGAAGAUAAUGUUGUUGAUGGGAGGUUUAAGCGUCCAUUGCCUCCAACCACAGUUUCAAGUAACAUGGUUCCAGAAAACCUGGGAAAGCAAGCCAAACCAGUGCUGGCUCCCAAAACCUCUCCUGCAGUACCUGACUAUGUGGCACACCCAGAGCGCUGGACCAAAUACAGCCUAGAAGGAGUUUCAGAGUCUACUGACAAGACUAACAGGGCAGUGGCCAUGGAGUUUCUAGAGGGUUUGAAGAAAAGAGGGGAGGAACAAAGCUCAGCUGCCCAAGAUAGCUACAUCCCAUAUUUCAACCAGGACCCUUCCAGCUGUGGAGCCGGGAGGAUUGUAUUCACCAAACCAAUAAAAAGGGGUGUUGAUGGACUGGAAAAGAAAACAUCAUCAGGAGAGGAUGAUAAGAAACAUACGAAAACAGAUCUGAAAGCAAAAUCUCUUAAGAAGAGAGAUGACUUGAGGGAGGACGAUAAGGUAGAGCUGGGUCAUUUAGGUAGUGGAAGUGGAAAGGCAGCAGAGGAGGAGGAGGAGUGCAUGAUGGUGAGGGACUUGAAUACAGAAGGUAAGCUUAGUUCGAGUUUUAGUGGUACAGGUGAAGAGCCAUUGGUGGAAACAGUUGGAUUCCAUAGCAGUAAGAAGAAGAACAGGAAAAAUUUCCGACCUAAAGUAGAUGAUGAAGGGGAGGAGGAAGAAUCCUGAAGGAUGGAUCACAUUGGAGACAGCCAAGGACCUGUAUUGUCUGUGGAGGUGUUUAAGUUUUUUUUCUCUGACGUUUUUUUUCUGGUCUGGAAACUACAAGAUACCUUUUUGUCUAUCAGUUUGCAUCACAGCAACCAAGAACAUUUUAUAUUGCUAGAAAUUAAGCUGCCUAAAAUACAGUCCAGACUUUUUGUUUGUGAGAAGUCUGUGGGCACAGGAUAGUUGCAUCUUAGAAUAAAGCAUGCUUUGUUUAUUUGAGCAGCUCCCUGGGGCUUGCUCUGGAGCUGAAGUAGCCCUGAGCACUAAAUAAAAAGGUAUGUUAGCUAAAAGGCUGCAAGACUUCUUAAUAACCUCCAAAUUUAGAGCUGUUCCCAAAUCAUGUAGAAUCCUGGAACAAAGAUCAUGAGCUCAUUAUGCAGAGAUUUUUAAACAAGGAAAAUAAAACCAUAAAACCUA